AUGACAGACAAGAAUUCCGACGAAAAUGCAAGAGACGCAGCAUUGCGCCUUUGUUUAGAAGAAGAAGAACGUCGUAAGAUUGAUCCACAUGAAACACGCGAACGUUCCAUCAUCGUUGUCGGUUCAAAGAGGGUUGGUAAAACGACGAUGACAUAUCGAUUUCUUGAGAAAGAAGAAACACCGAAGCCAACCAUCGCGAUCGAUUAUUCUUUCGGCCGUAAAGCCGGGAAGAGUUUAGUAAAAAAUAUCGUACACGUUUGGGAAGUGGGUAAUUUAACGUCCUCGUUAGUAUCCGCCGCCAUGGCAGGUUCAUCUUUGACUCAUUCGGUCCAUCAUCUCACGAUAUUGAUGAUGCUGGAUUUAUCGCAGCCGGAAAUUCUAUGGUCCUCGUUCGAAGAAACCCUUACGGUUAUUCGAAACGCGAUGAAGAUGAGUUACGAUGAUAAAAUGAUUCAGGAACUUAAACACCGUCGAAUCAAGGAACGAAAGAGCACGCUGGAAAAGGAAGUCGAUCUAUUUCCGAUAAAACUUUGCAUUGUAGGAGGGAAAUACGAUCAGUUUAAGGAUCUAGAUCUGGAUAAAAAGAAAUUAAUCGGAAAAACUUUAAGAGCUAUCGCUCAUAUCUUGGGAGCAGGUCUCUUUUAUCAUUCAUCGAAAGAUAAAACUUUAGUGCGGAGAACCAAAGACGUACUAUCUCAUUGGGGAUUUGGCACUUCACUUUCUUGCGCGAAAUGCACAGAUUUCGAGAAGCCAUUAGCGGUGCCAGCCGGCACAGAUUCAUUCUCCUCGAUCGAUUUGCAAUUUCCUCAGGCGAGACCUGCGGCCAUUUUAGAUACCAUCAAACAGAUUUAUAUUACUCGUAUCCCACAAGUGUCUAGAAGCAACGAUAUUACCUUGGAGGAUCCAAGCAACGAUCCUAACUUUAAUGAGCCAAUCAUCGACAGAUUACGAGAUCAGCGAGAAGAGGAAAUUGGUAUUCUUCUGCACGAUAUGUUGGAAGGACGGACGCUUCAAAUUCCCAUUCCGGAUCCCUCAUAG
This is a messenger RNA of Dufourea novaeangliae, 1038 nucleotides long. Its product is annotated as cytoplasmic dynein 2 light intermediate chain 1. The coding region runs from base 1 to 1038 and encodes 345 amino acids. The record is from RefSeq and is a predicted model, not a curated record. Gene Ontology annotation, cellular component: ciliary basal body; axoneme; cytoplasmic dynein complex. Gene Ontology annotation, molecular function: dynein heavy chain binding. The transcript has 7 exons. NCBI's taxonomy places the organism in Eukaryota, Metazoa, Arthropoda, Insecta, Hymenoptera, Halictidae. Gene Ontology annotation, biological process: intraciliary retrograde transport; intraciliary transport involved in cilium assembly.